This is a messenger RNA of Hypomesus transpacificus, 2857 nucleotides long. It is a transcript of the gene tmem87b, whose product is annotated as transmembrane protein 87B. The record is from RefSeq and is a predicted model, not a curated record. Gene Ontology annotation, biological process: retrograde transport, endosome to Golgi. Gene Ontology annotation, cellular component: Golgi apparatus; membrane. Lineage: Eukaryota; Metazoa; Chordata; Actinopteri; Osmeriformes; Osmeridae. Bases 154 to 1893 code for a protein of 579 amino acids. The transcript is spliced from 19 exons.
CUUUUGGGCGGGUUUUGGGUUGUCAUUGGGCUGGAGAUGUUCUUGGACUUGCAAACCCUGCCCAGGUAUGUGACGUCGCUUGGGCUCAGGUGAGCUUGUUCCUGGCAGGCUGUCAGAAGCGGGAAGCCACACAUCUGCACAGCACGUAAGAACAUGGCUGUCCGUGACAAGAUGCAGACGUGGUGCUGCAGUGUUGGCACACUGAGACCGUGGCUCAUGCUUGUCUCUGGGAUUUUACUCAGCGUUGAGAACCGGGGGGUCAUGGCAGCCCCCGAGACCGGACAAUGGAGUGUGACUAUUGUCAAUACCACAAAACCACUGCUGCUGAGAAAGUCCAUGUACAAAGACACAGAUGUCCAGUUGAAAGUUGUGUCAUUCAGCUGUCCAGAGAAGGUGACGUUUACCAUUAAGUGGUAUCUGAAGUUUUAUCCUUGUCACAACGAGUUCAAUAACAUAGAGGAGAUGUAUGACAGGACGCCCCUGAGCCGAGGUGAGGGGCUGGACCCCAACCCCCUGGGGCAGGGAGAGGGCAUCCUGCACAUGCACCAGCCCCUCACCUGCAACAGCAGCCUGCGCUUCUUCCCCAUGCUCAACAAAGCCAAGGCUGAACCUCGUCCCUUAGUGCUACAUGCGGAGGGGGCGGAACCGGACCAGAACUACACCAGAUGGACAAUGGAGGAGUACCAGCGUGGCUCCGCACCUCUGAGGAAUGCCAGCCUGCCUGCCAAGAGUGACGUCAUAGCAACCACCUGGAGGGACGGGCCCUACCUGCUGGUGGUCAAGAUCUCCUCUGAUCGGCCCGCCGCCGGCUGGAACCUGACCGUGAGUGUGGUGAUGAAGGGGUCCCACGGCUUCAUCUCUGUCACUGAGUGGCCUCUCAUGAUCUUCUACAUGGUGAUGUGUGUGGUGUACAUCCUGCUGGGCCUGCUGUGGCUGCUGUGGUCGGCCUGCUACUGGAAGGACCUGCUGAGGAUCCAGUUCUGGAUCGCCGGGGUGAUCUUCCUGGGCAUGGUGGAGAAGGCUGUGUUCUGCGCCGAGUAUGAGAACACAAACUCCAUGGGGGCUGCUUCCCCAGGCCUGCUGAUCUUUGCGGAGCUGGUGUCUGCUCUGAAGAGGACCCUGGCCAGACUGCUGGUCAUCAUCGUCAGUUUGGGCUACGGCAUCGUCAAGCCACGCCUAGGCACGGUUAUGCACAGAGUGGUGGGGCUAGGAGUCCUGUACUUUGCCUUCGCCAGCAUUGAAGGGGUCCUGAGGAUCACUGGGGCUAAAGACUCUGACCUGGCCUUGUUGGCCAGCAUCCCCCUGGCUCUACUUGACUCCUCUCUCUGCUGGUGGAUCUUCGUGAGCCUGGCGCAGACCAUCAAGACCCUGAAGCUGCGGAGGAACCCGGUCAAGCUGUCGCUCUACCGGCACUUCACCAACACCCUUAUCUUCGCUGUGUUAGCUUCCAUCAUCUUCAUGGUGUGGACCACUAAGAAGUUCAGGCUAGCAGACUGCCAGUCAGACUGGAUGGAGCUGUGGGUGGAUGAUGCCUUCUGGAGGUUCCUCUUCUCCAUCAUCCUUCUCGUCAUCAUGUUCCUAUGGCGACCGUCCGCCAACAACCAGAGGUACGCUUUCACUCCGCUGAUGGACGACUCGGACGAUGAGGAGAUAGAGGAGUUCUUGGUGUCAGCUAACAUAGCUGAUGGGAUCAAGCUGCGCGCCACCAAUAAGAAUGAGUCCAACGGGUCAGCCAAGCCCCCCCCUGCGGCCCCAGGAGCUGGCCCUGAUGAAGACUUGAAGUGGGUGGAAGACAACAUUCCUACCUCUCUGACAGACGUAGCUCUGCCAGUCUUGCUGGACUCUGAUGAGGAAAUCAUGACCACCAAGUAUGAGAUGUCCAAGAUGGAGUAGAUGGGAGGACCCCCCCCCCCCCUCUCCUCUCGUAGAGAACCCCUCUCCUGGACGACGCUCUCCUCCCCUGGAGAACCCUCUCAUCCCUGGAGAACCUCUCCUCUCCUGGACAACCCUCUCUUCCAGAACCCUCUCCUCUAGAACCCCUUUCCUAAAGAACCUUCCCCUGGAGAACCCUCUCCUCUCCUGGAGAACCCUCUCCUCUCCUGGAGAACCCUCUCCUCCAGAGUGUGUGUGUGAGGGGGGGGGGGUCUGGGCUGGAGGCUCCACCUCUGCCUGCCUUCCUCUCAGACUCUCCUAGACACCACCAUGAUGAUAGCAACAGACAGAGGCAACAAUGAUUACAAAAGCCAUCUGACUGACCACCGACCACACGUGCACUUUUCUCCAUGCAAAGCUCCUAGUUGGAAAGAGCCUUCUGUUCCAAAGGCAAUAGUUCACAUUAUAUUACAGGAUGUAUUUAUUUUUGUUUUAGUGACUCUGAGUGGAGGUAUUUUGGAGAUCCAGACUGGUUAUCUCCAAGCUAGACUGGAGGUGUUCUAGUUCUGCUUCUCACUAAGGGAUGCUGCAUCCCUUUUAUGUUAAGAUAUAAUGUGACUGGUCUUGUUUACGUGUGUGACUGUACAUGAAUGUGAAAGAAUGCGUAUUUGUGUGUAUUUACACACACAUUGUAUAUACUGUGUGUGUGUGUUGUUUGUCAAGGCUGGGACACGAUUCAUACAAUGUGUGUGAAUAAAGCAGUAGGAAGAGAAGUGUUCAUGUUCGACUCGGAAGGCACAGGGUGUGUGAGAGAAUGUUGAACUAAAGUGGUGUGUAUCAAUGAAAGCAGAUGUACGUUUGGAAGGUGUGUGUGAUGGUGAGAGGUGUUUGUGUUUUAAUGAGGUGUGUGUUUAGGCUAACGCAGGAAGGUGUGUGUUAUGCGUUAGAUCUUCUGUCCUGUGUAAAAUAAAAAGCAAUACUGGUC